CACUCUCAAGCUGCUCCUCUUCCUGGAGUGAAGCACAGCCUGAUAACCCUCCCUCUUCUUCCUGCUCUUAAACACAGCACCUCCUCUCUGUCCACGUGUUUCCUCGUUCCCUCCCCUUCAGAUCUACACUUUGAACAUGGGUGUAACCAACAUGUGGUGACGUGUAAGAGCUGACAGGCUCCAUUCACUGCAGAAACACAUGUUGUUGAGAUCAGAGCUCAGACUGGUUUCAGUUAUAAGGAAGAGAAACUCACACAGUCACUGACACUGAGAGGAGAAAUGGCGCAGAAAGGAGUUCAGCUGGACCGAGAAACCUUCUCUUGUUCCAUCUGUUUGGAUCUACUGAAGGAUCCGGUGGCUACAGCCUGUGGACACAGCUACUGCAUGAACUGUAUUAAAGGUUUCUGGGAUGAAGAGGACAGGAAGGGAAUCCACAGCUGCCCUCAGUGCAGGAAGACUUUCACACCGAGGCCUGUCCUGGAGAAAAACAUCAUGUUAGCAGCUUUAGUGGAGCAGCUGAAGAAGACUGGACUCCAAGCUGCUCCAGCUGAUCACUGCUAUGCUGGACCUGAAGAUGUGGCCUGUGAUGUCUGCACUGGGAGGAAGCUGAAAGCCAUCAAGUCCUGUUUAGUCUGUUUAAUUUCUUACUGUGAGAAACAUCUCCAACCUCACUAUGAUGUAGUUCAGUUUAAGAAACACAAGCUGGUGGCCCCCUCCAAGAAGCUCCAGGAGAACAUCUGCUCUCGUCAUGAUGAGGUGAUGAAGAUUUUCUGUCGUACUGAUCAGCAGAGUAUCUGUUAUCUCUGCACAAUGGAUGAACAUAAAGGCCAUGAAACAGUCCCAGCUGCAGCAGAAAGGACUGAGAAGCAGAAGGAGCUCGAGGUGAGACGACUAAACAUCCAGCAGAGAAUCCAGGAGCAAGAGAAAGAUGUGAAGCUGCUUCAACAGGAGGUGGAGGCCAUCAAUGGCUCUGCUGAUAAAGCAGUGGAGGACAGUGAGAAGAUGUUCACUGAGCUGAUCCGUCUCAUCCAGAAAAGAAGCUCUGAUGUGAAGCAGCAGGUCAGAUCCCAGCAGGAAACUGAAGUGAGUCGAGUCAAAGAGCUUCAGGAGAAGCUGGAGCAGGAGAUCGCUGAGCUGAAGAGGAAAGACGGCGAGCUGGAGCAGCUCUCACACACAGAGGAUCACAACCAGUUUCUACACAACUACCCCUCACUGUCAGCACUCAAAAGAAGAAACCAGCGGCGGUCGUGUUAAACAACAUCAGCACGUUUAAGUCUUAUCAGCUGUUGUUAGAAUUUAUUUAAUAUUAAUUUCUAGUAUCAGCUGAUGUUUGCUGGAGCCACAGCUGUAAAGCUGCUGGUCAUGAUAUCGGUUUGGAUAUGUGGUGAGAGGGAAACAUGAAG
Molecule: messenger RNA, 1403 nt
Organism: Oreochromis aureus
Lineage: Eukaryota; Metazoa; Chordata; Actinopteri; Cichliformes; Cichlidae
Product: E3 ubiquitin/ISG15 ligase TRIM25-like
Exons: 2
Coding region: 280-1254 (324 amino acids)
Molecular function (GO): zinc ion binding
Source: RefSeq, a predicted model, not a curated record